AUGGAAUUGGUCCAGCAGGGAUCCUUUGCCUAUUCGAAGCUGAAUGAGAAAUAUGCUCAGUCUGGGACAGCAUUCUGGACCAAGCUGUGCCCUUUGUCUGUUCAAGAGCACAAGAUGAUGCUUUCUUGUGGACACUUUGGCAAAGUAGUCACAUGGAGGAGCUUUUGUCCCUUGCAGGGAGGAGCUUUUGGACAGCUGCUCCAAAUGAGGAGGGGGAGGGUGUUUGUGGAUGGAACUGCCUGCUUUGUGUUUGUGAUGCCCAUUGUUGAUGUGUUUCUGUUGAUAUUUGUGGAUUUGUGGUUUCAAUGUCCUCAAACAAUGCCUCAACAAUAUCUCCACCAUUCGUACACCUGCUGUUCAAGAUUGCUGUGUUAG
Molecule: messenger RNA, 375 nt
Organism: Ostreobium quekettii
Lineage: Eukaryota; Viridiplantae; Chlorophyta; Ulvophyceae; Bryopsidales; Ostreobiaceae
Source: the annotation of a GenBank genome assembly